Messenger RNA from Drosophila innubila, 2863 nucleotides. RefSeq names its product protein GPR107. Gene Ontology annotation, cellular component: Golgi apparatus; membrane. The transcript has 7 exons. Gene Ontology annotation, biological process: transport. The record is from RefSeq and is a predicted model, not a curated record. Bases 298 to 2430 code for a protein of 710 amino acids. Lineage: Eukaryota; Metazoa; Arthropoda; Insecta; Diptera; Drosophilidae.
UUGGCAACAGUGCAACUCAGUUAACUAGUAUAAUUUUUACAGUGUGUGCAGCCAGCAAAAUGACGACCACAAAUCAAAAGAAGAUAUCAUUGAAGUGUUAACAAUUGCAAUUACAUUAGCCAAUGGCAACCGCAACAAAUUGAGUUCAUUUAACUGAAAACACAGUAACAUUCGAGCCCAACAGCAUUUUCAUAUCAAUUUUGAUUUCGAUAGUUGCAAAAGAGAAGAGGAAAAAAUAAGAAAAGUGCCACACAGGCGAGCAGGUGCCACCACAAAAUAAACAAUAGCAAAGGAAAAAUGAGUGUGCUAACGGCAGCGCACAUAUUAAAUGUUAAAUCAAUAUUUGUGGCACUAAUCGUGGCUCUGCUGACUGCACCCAAUGUUGUCCUGUCGCGCAAACAUCAUCUGGAAGUUCGCGAUGACAUGCGACCAUAUAUUGCUCUGAGUACAUUUGGUUUCUACACGAAUGGACACUUGGACGUCCAGCUAAGUCAGCUGACAAUUCCCGAGGAGCAGGCGACGGGUGUGUUCGGUCUAACAUUGGACAAGACAACCAUCGAUCAGCUCAAUCCGUAUCUGGACUCCCAUCAAACCAAAUGCAUACUCGAGGAGCCGACAAGCAUUCAGAGAAGGGGACCAAUUCUAUUCUUUGUGCUCGAUCUUACAGAACUCAAAGUGCGGGUACAUUGCUCACCGGAAUGGACCAACAAGCAUGUCUACAGGGAUGUCGCGUAUCGUAUCAAACGGAAUUCGCAUGUGGGCAAAGUUAGCGAUACUGCACUGUUUACUCAGCCACGUCGUCGUCGUGACGUGAUGCCAAUUGGUUCGGAGGAGCUGGAUGAUAUUGAUGAUCAUUCCGAGGAGAAACCCAUGAAACCAGAAGAAGAGCAAAAGCUAUCGUCACCAAUUGUUGCGGGCAAAAUUGACAGUGCUGCCAAAGUUGAACCAGACGUUGUGUCGCCCAAAGACUUGCCUGAAGCUGUGGCAAAUCCAAAGGAUGCUCCCAUUCAGCCAAAAGCUUCAUCACCAACGGCUGCUUCAGUUGCCGCAUCUCCACCAGCCGCCAAUGUGAAUGCUGCCAUUGCCAGUGGAGUACUGGGAGUUGAUUCCGAAGCUGAAGGUGCAGCUGCACCUGCUCCGUCAGCAUCCGUCUCCUCGUCUAGCACUAGCAAGAACGACAAUCUCAAGACCAACAACGAUGCUGAACCACCGCUGCCAGUAGACAAUUCUCCGGGUUCCGUCUCCAAUUUUUAUGAAUCCAAUUACUAUAGGCAAUCACAGCUGGACUUGUGUAAUAACACCAUGCCGCUCGUCAAAAAAACCGUUGGUCUACUUAACUAUUAUAGCUUCAACUUUUCCAUGUUUGUGGCGACGCAACAUGACGAAGGAUUGUACAAUUUAUACUUUCACGCCUGUCCCAACUACGAUUAUCCACAGAAGUUGUCCUUUAAUGUGGACAUUGAGGAGAACAACAAUGGAAACUAUUUAUCAGCGGGUGAAAUGCCGCUGCCUGCUUUAUAUUUCAUGAUGAGUCUACUCUUCUUUCUGUCUGGACUUUUCUGGGUUUUCAUACUGAAGAAGAGCAAGCACACCGUCUAUAAGAUACACUAUUUGAUGGCCGUUCUGGUAUUUCUCAAGUCAUUGUCGCUGAUGUUCCAUUCCAUCAAUUAUCACUUUAUUGAGAAACGCGGCGAGCAUGUGGAAACCUGGGCCAUACUCUACUAUAUAGCACAUUUGCUCAAGGGCGCCGUUUUGUUUAUAACCAUUGUGCUCAUUGGCACCGGCUGGACAUUUAUCAAGCACAUACUCUCCGACAAGGAUAAGAAGAUCUUUAUGAUUGUCAUUCCCCUGCAGGUACUUGCAAAUGUGGCGCAAAUCAUAACGGAUGAGUCGGAUCAAAGCGAUGCCGAGUUCCGCACCUGGCACAACAUAUUCUUCUUUGUGGAUCUGCUUUGCUGUGGCGCGAUACUCUUCCCAAUUGUGUGGUCCAUACGACAUCUGCAUGAGGCGUCUGCAACCGAUGGCAAGGCAGCGAUUAAUCUGCGCAAAUUGAAGCUAUUUAGACAGUUUUAUCUUAUGAUUGUCUGCUAUAUUUAUUUUACGCGUAUUAUUGUGGAUCUACUCCAGAUGACGGUCGUCUUUCAGUAUGCCUGGCUGGACGAGAUGUUCAGAGAGAUGGCCACAUAUGUGUUCUUUGUUCUCACCGGUUACAAAUUCCGUCCCGUAUCAUCGCAUCCAUAUUUCACAGUGCCCGAUGAUGAUGAGGAUGAUGGUGUGGAGGUCCUUACCGAAUCCGGAUUAACCGAGACAGUGCAUCGUGUUAAGCCCUUGAAUCGAAAUGCCCAUUCCAAUACCAUUGUAAUUGAGGGCAAUGAUGAUGAGCGUGAGAAUCUGAUUGCGAAACGAGAAUCAAGUCAUGAAUACGAUUAGAUUUAAAAAGAAGUAACACACCACACACACACACACACCACAACACACACUACAACACACACACAACAAGAAAAGCAUACGCAGAUAUAGUAGAUACGCACUUAAUUGCAAUCGUACUUUAAGCUGAAGAUGAAUUCCAACUCGGAUGAAUAGCUGGAGAGAUGCAGAUGUGGAUGGACUGGCUGUAUUUAGAUGAUGAUGUUUAGUUAGUAGUUGAAUCCCGCUCCAAGCCCGUCCAACAAAUAGUAUACACGUGUAAAUACGAAAUGAAACGACGACGACACAAUACACUCCCUCGCAAGCCCCGCCACGUUCCCAAAACCCAGAUGAAUGCUUAUAUAUGUAUUUCCCCCUCUCCUCCCCUCCCCUAUCGUUUUAAGGCAUUAUUGAUAUAAUUUUAAUGAAUACCGAUACAUACAUAUAGCUUUAAUAU